This is a messenger RNA of Pollicipes pollicipes, 1122 nucleotides long. Its product is annotated as prespore protein Dp87. The transcript has 2 exons. Gene Ontology annotation, molecular function: peptidase inhibitor activity. The record is from RefSeq and is a predicted model, not a curated record. Gene Ontology annotation, cellular component: extracellular region. The coding region runs from base 17 to 790 and encodes 257 amino acids. NCBI's taxonomy places the organism in Eukaryota, Metazoa, Arthropoda, Thecostraca, Pollicipedomorpha, Pollicipedidae.
GGUGCUGGUGGGCAGCAUGGCGCUCCUGGGAGUCGUUCUCGGUCUGGUGCUGCUGUGUGACAGUAUCGGCCGCCUGCAAGCUGCUGGUCACGACCUCGACCGCGGCUGCACGCUGCCGUGUCCCAACGGCGAGCAUUGCGAGUUGGAGCAUGUUGACCACGGUGGCUACUACUCCACCCGCAGCCAAGUGUGCGUGGGGGACCCGCUGCCGGUGGAGCGUCCCUCCAGCUGCCAGAACGUUCACUGCGGUGAUCUGCAGACCUGCGUGUUGCAGGAGGUGAUCUGUAUCAGGGCGCCCUGUUACCCCGUGCCGGCCUGCAUCCCGGACCGGUGCGCCGCAGUCCGAUGCGGAACUGGCACGGUUUGUGUGACGGCGAGAAGGUCUGACUCGCAGCCCGCCUGCAGUGACUUCCCCAACUGCCAGUUCACUGUCAGGUGCGAGCCACGAGCCAAGCCGAAGCCCGGCUUCUGCCCGCCGCCGGAGCAGGUGUCCCAGGCCAACGUCAGCCGCUGCGAGUACGACAACGACUGCGCAUCCGGCCUGCUCUGCUGUCCGGGCGCCUCCGGAGGGGGACGUGGCUGCACCUCCCCCGCCUACCCCCACCCGUGCUAUGACUUCGAAUGUCCCCCUGAAGCGCCCACGUGUGUGGUACGUGGCGGGAUGCAGACGUGCUUAGACCGGGUGUGUCAGCCGGGCAGCUUCUUCUGUCGGGAUGACAAACAGUUCUUCUGCUCAGACGAGGGCGAGAUCAUCGAUACCGGCGUGCCGGCGCCGGCGGACUGCUCCUAAUGACUGCUGUUAUGAUGCGUGUUGGAUUGACUUGGUCACACCUCGUUCUGAUUGAGAUGCGGCGCAGAUGAACAUACUGCUGCGUGAUAAUAUGGGAUAAUAUGGGAUCAAGCGUGAUAAUAUGGGAUAAACCGACUUCUUUACUUGUUCUCGGCUUUAGUUGUUGUUUUUUUACUCGUAGCCAUCACCAGAACGAAUCCCAUGAAUGCGAUUAUCGCUAUGGGUGUGACGGUACUUUUUCAAAUUUGUCCAAUUAUGUUUUCCAACCAAGUGUUCAAAAACAGUUGACAUUUCUGUCGGAAUGGCUUGCAAUAAAAAUCACUCGUAAUGCA